AUGACCGAGACGUCUCAAGGCAGUCAGCCCAUCCAGACCGAUCAGGGCGGGAUUCAGGAGGAUUCUAUAACCACCAAAGCCUUUGGCCCAAACACAGUAGCCCAUUCCUUGAAUAGAGGAAGAUACAGUAUGGAGAUGGAGGUAGACUGUGAGAAUGACCUUCCAUUCUUACAUCAGAAAUUGCACGCGAUAGCCAAGGCCCAGGAGAUACAAUACUUAGCAGUUUUCGAUUACUGGGUCAACGAGAAGAAAUCCGAGAUCGAUGCACAAGAUUCAUCCGGCAGAGCAGCACUCCACAUAGCUAUAGAGCUUCAUCUUACUCUAGAGGCAAAAAGUCUCGUCAGGGGUGGACCUGAUGUUACUAUACGCGACUUCGACGGGCGGCAACCUAUUUAUCUAGCGUGCAUCGGAAGACAAACCGAAAUGGCCCAUUUUCCUCUUACAAGAAUCAAAGAUGUCAACGCCUUAUGCAACAAAAAAGAAACUCUGCUCGCCUCUGCAUGUCAAAUGGGCCAGCUGGAUAUCGUUAAUUUCCUACUCGAAAACGGGGCUGACGCGAAUAUUUCUGAUGAUGGACUGACACCCCUACACUGGGCCUGUUCAGAUGACGAAGAAGAGAUAGUAGAGCGUCUUCUCCAAGAGGAUACUCUGAAUAUAAACGCCAUCGAUAAGAAGGAAACCUUGACCCCGCUCAAUUCAGCCGUGUUGUACGGCCAUGCCAAAAAUGUUUCUCUACUUCUGCAGAAGAAUGCAGAUCUCUACAUAAAGGAUUACAUGGAUUGGACUCCUUUAAUGACAGCCACGAGAGCAAAGAACUUGGAAAUUGUUAGGAUAAUACUGGGACAUAAAGUCGGAUGGAGAGACAGUUAUUUAGAAAUAGCCGAUGAUCGUUCCCUUACUCUUCUUCAUGUAGCCAGCAGGCAGGGAUCUUGUGAGAUUGCAUCUGAGCUGAUCCGCGCUGUCGCAGAAUGCGAUGCUAGAUCGCGAGCCGGUAAUGAUGCUGACUAUGAAGACUUUCCUGGAUACACACCAUUACACCAUGCCUGCUCCGAGGAUCAGCACGAAAUCGUUAGUCUUUUGUUACCAGAGAUCCCACUGCCGGGGGUCGAGGUUGAUGCCAAAGCACAAGAUCAGAGAACUCCUUUACACGUUGCAAGUCUGGGGGGUAAUGGGCCUAUCGUUGAAUUAUUGCUUCAAAGAAAAGCAGAUGUAAAUGCUAUGGACGAUAAAGGGUACACCAUGUACCCCAUUGCAUCUCGCUAG
Fusarium verticillioides 7600 is the source of this 1263-nucleotide messenger RNA. RefSeq lists its product as hypothetical. Lineage: Eukaryota; Fungi; Ascomycota; Sordariomycetes; Hypocreales; Nectriaceae. The record is from RefSeq and is a predicted model, not a curated record. The transcript has a single exon. The coding region runs from base 1 to 1263 and encodes 420 amino acids. Gene Ontology annotation, molecular function: protein binding.